UUACUUAUAGUAUGCUGGUUCUUUUAUUCUAAUCACAUAUGACUCCAGCAUUCGACGUUAGCACUCCGUAGAGCGUUAGAUUUUACUUUAAUACUUAUAAAAUAAUUUGCAUUUUUCAAAAUAUUUCAUAUUUCUUUAAAUGUAGUUGUGAAAUGAUUAAAAUAACAGAUUAAAAAAGAUUAUUGUCUGCUACUUUCAUCGCUUUAUGGCUUCCAAAAUUGGAGCUUCCUUGACUGACCCUCAUACGACAGCUGGUAGGACUGCAUUUUGGCUAAUCUGUCUGCAUUGCAUAAGUAAUAAUAUCGCUCCAAGUAUGAUUCACUAUAUUAUAAGUAAAAACAUCGCGGACCAAGAAUCUCAGCGGCAAGUAGAAAGCUAGGUGUUAUUCUUCUAGAAAAUUGAAGAAAAAUUCACACAUUUUAUAGGACGACCUGCAAGAUUCUACACAAAACCACAGUUCUAUUCAGCCGUUUUAUCUAUUUGGUUCACAACUUGCAAUAAUAGAACAAGAAAUUCAAGAAAAAAAGAAACAAUUUGCUUGAAUUUGAACUUUCGAUCUUUUCAUAUCUCUGUUACUUAGCUUCUUAUCAAGAAAUGACCUUUGCAACACUAACCUAUUUGAUCACAGUAUUAUGGCACGCAAUGGGUACAUCAACAAUAGUAGAGACCCCUCUGGGUAAAAUUGAAGGAGAUAUGUCCACAGUGAAUGGAGCACCCAUAAAAAUGUUCCUUGGUGUACCAUUUGCUAAACUUCCCGUUGCAAGUCGGCGAUUUUUAAAACCGGAACCAGUUGAAGCCUGGAGUGGUACCCUUAAAGCGAAUAAACAGCCUCCUGCAUGCAUGCAGUAUACAGAAUUGCCAUUCCCAUGGUAUGAUAAUAUGACUGGUAAAAGCGAGGAUUGUCUUUAUUUGGAUAUAUACACGCCUUUCUAUGCUGCUAGAGGAAGUAAGCUUCCCGUGCUUUUCUGGAUUCAUGGUGGAGGAUACACUCUGGGAUCCAAUCGCAUGGACGUGUACGAUGGAAGAGUUUUGGCACAGAGAGAAGGUGUGGUUGUGGUAAUAACUAAUUAUCGUGUGGGAUUGUUCGGUUUUCUUACUUCAAACACAAGCGAUGCACCAGGAAAUGUGGGAUUGUACGAUGUAGUGAUGGCGCUCCAGUGGGUGAAUGAUAACAUCGAAUAUUUUGGAGGCGACAAGGACCGGAUCACUAUCAGUGGGGAAAGUGGUGGAUCCUCGAUCGUCAGCAUACUAUGUGUUUCUCCUCUGACCAAAGGCCUGUUCACUCGAGCUAUCAUGCAGAGCGCAUCGAUAGUCAAACAUAAAUAUAACAAACUGGAUUACAACUUGAAUCUGACUCAGCAUCUUGCAACAGCUGUCAAUUGUGCAACUAACGAUUUCACAAUCUAUGAUCAUCCAAUCGAAGUCGUCCACUGUCUGAGAAACAGAAAUGCCAUGUACCUGACGAAGACUGUGUCCAACUUCUUCCCACUGUCCACACGCUCUUUCUACCCUCAGUAUGGCGACGCUCUUCUCCCGCACAAUGCUGAAGAUGAUAUUCGGAACGGGAACUUUCACAAAGUCUCCAUCCUCUCCGGAGUUCUCAGAGAUGAAGGAGCUGCCUUUUUGGCGACAGGACAUCCAGAUGAGUUCGGCUUCUUCGGACAAAAGAAUCCGAAAAUCAACAAGACUCACGCUACGUCUCUGCUUCAAAGCACCUUCAGCAAUUACACAGAUUCACAAAAGUACAUCGACUUCUACCUCAAAAGCGUGCCUGAUGAUGAUUAUGACCUGAUCAGAAGGCAAGUCUACACUGCCAUCGGGGACACCACCCUCUUAUGCCCAACUCUCUAUUUUGCCGAGAGUUAUGCUGAAAGGAACAGGGAUGCGUACUUUUACUUUUUCACCCAUCGUCCAUCCAAUACACCAUGGGCAAAAUGGAUAGGCGUAGCACAUUUUGAAGACGUACAAUUUGUUUUUGGACGACCCGUAAGGGUGCCGAAAGAUUAUAAUAGAAAAGAAAUUUGGUUAAGUAGCCAAGUGAUGAAAUUAUGGGCAAACUUCGCAAAACAUGGGCAUCCUGGUGUAUUGUAUCCCAAAUGGCCAAAAUAUUCUAAAGAAAACCAUACCUAUAUGACUAUAGAUGUGGAUCAUUUUGGCAGACUUGGCACGGGGCCUCACAUGGAAAACUGUGACUUUCUGAGGAGUUAUUUUGGAUUUUAAAACUCUCUUUCAGAAAACGAAUGUAUUUAAUAAUAAACGAAAACAAUGCAUCCAACAGGUGUUUAUUAAAUAUCAACUGUCUGAAAUCAGAAAUCGUUUGGAAAUAA
This is a messenger RNA of Argiope bruennichi, 2327 nucleotides long. Its product is annotated as acetylcholinesterase-1-like. The transcript is spliced from 5 exons. Gene Ontology annotation, cellular component: plasma membrane. Gene Ontology annotation, molecular function: acetylcholinesterase activity. Gene Ontology annotation, biological process: acetylcholine catabolic process; choline metabolic process. Lineage: Eukaryota; Metazoa; Arthropoda; Arachnida; Araneae; Araneidae. The coding region runs from base 595 to 2220 and encodes 541 amino acids. The record is from RefSeq and is a predicted model, not a curated record.